Molecule: messenger RNA, 1571 nt
Organism: Zeugodacus cucurbitae (melon fly)
Lineage: Eukaryota; Metazoa; Arthropoda; Insecta; Diptera; Tephritidae
Product: senecionine N-oxygenase
Exons: 5
Coding region: 99-1361 (420 amino acids)
Molecular function (GO): NADP binding; N,N-dimethylaniline monooxygenase activity; flavin adenine dinucleotide binding
Source: RefSeq, a predicted model, not a curated record
GACCGCGUAGACGGUAGGUACGCGGAAGGUAGUUGAAGAAACCGCACGUUAAAUAUUCCAGAAAAUAAUUUGCAAUUUUGAAAUUACUGUAAAAGAAAAUGAGUUCCAAAAAGCGUAUCUGCAUAAUAGGUGCCGGUAUGGCAGGACUAACGGCACUUAAGAACUCGCUGGAACACGAUUUGGAGGCAGUGGCGUAUGAACGAUACACUACAGUCGGCGGUACCUGGAUCUAUAUGGAACGUAAAGAGGGUGAAGACGAGGAAGACGUACACAGUAGCAUGUAUCAGGGAUUGCGCACCAAUCUGCCAAAGGAAGUGAUGGGUUUUCCAGACUACGAUUUCGAUACGAAUAUACCGGAGUCAUUUAUCAGCUCCGAACUCGUGUUGGAGUACCUACAGAAUUAUGCAAAGCAUUUUAAUUUAACACCACAUAUCAAAUUGGAACAUGAGAUAAUAAGAGUGCGACCACGCAGCGAAGGUUGGGAGGUUAUCGUACACGAUCUCAAAAGCGAUAAGUAUUUCGUUGAGUACUUCGAUUUUGUUUUAGUUUGCAAUGGACACUUCACCACACCCAUGUAUCCGGAUACCGAAGGGCUUGAAAACUAUCAAGGCAAGCGCUUGCACAGUCAUCUCUAUCGCACUCCCGAUGUUUUCAAGGGUCAAAACGUACUGGUUGUGGGUGGCGGUCCAAGUGGCGUUGACAUUGUACACCACAUAUACCAACAUGCUGAGCACGUCUAUCUCAGCCAUCAUUUAGAGAGCGAACUACGAACGGAUUUCAUGCCAAACGUCACAAAAAAGCCAGAUAUUCUGCGUUUCACUGAAGAAGGGGCUAUUUUUAGAGAUGGUAGUAGCGCCAGCUUUUCAUUUGUGAUAUUUUGCACCGGCUAUAAGUACACUUUCCCCUUUCUGAGCGUUGAUUGUGGCAUAAAUGUGGAUGUCAAUUGGAUACAUCCACUCUACAAACACUGCUUAAAUAUCAAUAAACCAACAAUGGCCAUCAUCGGUUUGCCGCAUCAAAUAUCUCCAGCUCAACUUUUUGAUCUACAAGUGCGUUUUGCAUUGGCCUUCUUUACGGGACGCAAGGAAUUGCCAAGUCGUGCUGAUAUGCUCGCGGAAAUGGAAGCGGAUAUGCAGGAGCGCUGGGCAAAUGGUGUAUCGAAGCGGGUGGCGCACAAAAUGGGCGUAAAACAGUUUGAUUACUACGAAGACUUGGCAGUCACAGCGGGCGUGAAGAAACUGAAACCUGUGGUUGGCAAAAUGAUGAAAUCAUGUUCUAGAAGAUAUAUUUUCGAAUUGGAUACAUAUCGUCAAAGUCGAUAUAAAGUUGUUGAUGAUGAGAACUUCAUAAAAAUUGAGUAAUAAUGCAGCAAAUUGUAUCUAAAAAUUAAGAGAUUUUACAUAGUCCACGAACAGUGUCAUAUUUAGUGAAUUGUAAAAAAUAAAUACAAACCUAAUUAAUAAAAAAACCGUAUUUUUGUGUAACUGUUUUCAAUUGCGAAAAAAAUGUUCGAUCUUCUAAUUUUCGUAACUAGUAAAUUGUGGACAAUAAAUCAAAAUUGAGAAAAAGCA